GGUGGUCUGAAUCCCGCAGCAAGGUGUGCCAGAUGUGUGACAUGGGAGAGGAUGAGACGGUGGAACAUGUGGUGCUGGAGUGUGUGAAGUAUGCCAGAGACAGGAAUGAGAUGAUGCAAGUGAUACUGACUGAGUUAGGGCAUGAUAGGAAUGAAAGAGUGAAGACAGGAAAGGAAUGGAUGGUGGUGUUGCUGGGACUGUGUAGAGAGGCGAAUGAAAGGAUGAUUGAGGCGGUGAAAGAGUUUCUGGAGAGAAUGUGGCGUGCCAGAUGUAUGAACAAUUAGGAUAGAGGAUGCUGUUCGUUUCUCUUUUUUUUUUUCCCCCUUCUUCAGGAGUUGUCGAUCCAAAGGCCUGGCUCAGGAGUGAUCCUGUGCCACCUGUACCAUCAAGAUCAAGAUUCAUCUUCGUCAUUAUCUGCCAGCCUGCCAGGGUCGGUGCACACGUGAAGCUGAGAGAGGAGUGUGGUGCCAUGUCGUGGUUUAGAGGAGCCAGUCGGCUGGGUGUGGUGGCAGCAGCAGCAGGCGGCUCAGUGGCUGGGUUCCUGCUGGGCCGAGAUGAGCGGAGAGCGUCAGUGGAUGCUUCUUGGACCACUGGCUACACUCCCUCUGUCAAGUGGGAUUGGAACUGGGACAGAAGAGAUGCUGACAGUCUAGUGAAGCCUCUGAAACACAAGCCAGACUUCAACAACAACAGCAAUCUCACCAACGCCAGCCACUUCAGCAAUGACAUCAAUAACAACAUGAUUGAGGCACGAGAAGAGAAGCUGGAGAAGGCGCGAGCCACAGCCUCCCGCCACCUCAUCUUUGUGCGCCAUGGCCAGUACAACCUUCACGCCUCCGCAGACCAGGACCGCACCCUCACCAGACUGGGUCGGGAUCAGGCAGCCCUCACUGGAGAGCGUCUGAAGGAACUAGGUCUGCCAUACUCUCGGUUUGUGUAUUCCACCAUGACCCGAGCCACCGAGACAGCCAACAUCAUCAGGGAGAAGAUUGGGGAAGUGGAGGAAAUAGACCACUGUGAUCUGCUGAGGGAGGGAGCACCAGUACCUCCUGAGCCACCCUUGGGAAGUUGGAAGCCGGAGAUGCACUUCUACACUGAUGGGGCACGCAUUGAGGCUGCCUUCAGGAAAUAUGUGCAUCGAGCCGCCCCCAGCCAGGAGAAGGACAGCUAUGAGGUCUUUGUGUGUCAUGCAAAUGUCAUUCGCUACUUUGUCUGCAGAGCGCUACAGCUUCCCCCUGAAGCAUGGCUUAGGAUAUCACUUCACAAUGGCAGCAUAACACACUUGGUGGUGCGGCCUGAUGGCAGAGUGGUGGUGUGGCACCUUGGUGAUUGUGGAUACAUGCCCCCAGAAAAGUUGUCUCGUACCUAACCUAACCAGUGCCAUUAUGUUCCUGAUAUUUUGAGUGGUUCGUAAAGGUGCUGUGGGAGCUGCACCUAACCAAUGUUCCAGAUUGUUUAGGUGUGCUUGAUUUGGUAAGCUGUCCUGCACCUAACCAAUGUUCCAGAUUAUAUUGAGUGUUUAGGUGUUGGGGGAGUUAGUAAGCUGUCCCUUACCAAACCAAUGGCAGCACAUCCCAGAUUAUGUUGAAUGGUUUAUUUAGGUGUUGGAUGAGUUGGUAAUUCCACUUGGGUGAUGGGAAACAGGAUUCUUGGCAGGAUGAAAACUAAUUGGGUUUCAUGGGCUUAUGAUUUGUACAGUAAUGACUAUUGUAUGUUGAUGAUACAUAGGGAGUUGUGGAUGAGGGCAUGGGGUGUGGUCAUAUGCUGGGUGAGGCAAAGACUGGAAGAUUGGGCAGAGAGAGGCACUUGUGAGAGUCACUGGAAGUUGUACUGUAUUCAUUUUUUAUUAAAAUCUGUGUGAACUAAAGCAUCAUUACAUGGCUUGUGCUUUAGUGUCAUAUUCCUGGAAACAUUCAGAUUAAAGCACUCUGAUGCUGAUUGCUGGGAUUGAGAGGUGACUGUGAGUCUUGUGAGAUCAGGUAGUUCCUGUGGACCCAACUUUCAUAUUAAUUUCAUUUGUACAGUAAUUGCUGAUCCUCAUAAUUAUGAAGAAAUCAAAUGUAUAUUCAAAAUGUGCCUGUGAUGUGAGAUUGUUUCCUGGACAGAAAACAUCAAAAUGAAUGCUGGAAAGGAGCAGGAUGAUUGCAGCCACAGAAAGCUGACAAUGUGGUGGAUGUUUGUCAACUUAACAGCAGUAGAUGCUUAAUGUUUAGUGAGAUAGGAGGCAGAAGGUGGUAGCGAGUGUUUAUGGCAUCCUUCAGAGCUGCGAGUCCUUGGAGCCUUGAUGAAACAAAGAGGUGGUAUGAGGAACUGGAGGAACAAGAACAGUAUUACCACAUUAGUGUUCACACCCUGCAUCACUUCUGCCAUAGGUGAUGUGUGUGUAUAGAGCUGAUUGGCUAUAUACUAGAUUAGGUAUUUGCCUGUAUAGAGCUGUUAACUUAUAUUAUUUAUUAUGUCUCAUAAGAAUAGUGUUUGAAGUGACUUUGAUCUAUCAAUUGCCAAAUAAAUGCCAAAUGCAUUAGUGUAAUGCCUGGUCAUCUUGUGAUACAACUCAUUACUGUCUAGGGCAGUUUUUGUAAAUCCUUACCAGUAAAGUAGUUCAUGAUUA
Molecule: messenger RNA, 2611 nt
Organism: Scylla paramamosain (green mud crab)
Lineage: Eukaryota; Metazoa; Arthropoda; Malacostraca; Decapoda; Portunidae
Product: serine/threonine-protein phosphatase PGAM5, mitochondrial-like
Exons: 6
Coding region: 293-1369 (358 amino acids)
Biological process (GO): peptidyl-threonine dephosphorylation; positive regulation of mitochondrial fission
Cellular component (GO): mitochondrion
Molecular function (GO): protein serine/threonine phosphatase activity
Source: RefSeq, a predicted model, not a curated record